Messenger RNA from Aspergillus chevalieri, 1041 nucleotides. RefSeq lists its product as uncharacterized. The record is from RefSeq and is a predicted model, not a curated record. The transcript has a single exon. Lineage: Eukaryota; Fungi; Ascomycota; Eurotiomycetes; Eurotiales; Aspergillaceae. Gene Ontology annotation, biological process: ergosterol biosynthetic process. The coding region runs from base 1 to 1041 and encodes 346 amino acids. Gene Ontology annotation, molecular function: iron ion binding; C-4 methylsterol oxidase activity.
AUGGCAGGAAACCCCAAGGACUCCAUGAAGUCCACCUGGCGCAAAGCCCCCCGAGAUCAAUGGAACAUCAACCACUGGCUAAUCGAGAUCACAAACGUCCACCCCUUCGAACUCGACCAAGAAAUCCCAGUUCAUUCCAAAGAUGAAAAAGUCCCCUACAUGUCCCAAUGGUCCCUCAACUUCUGGGUUCUCUUCUACGCUGCCAUCCCCCUUCUCAUCCACGAAGCCUACAGCACCUACACAGGAAACACCAUGUCCCGCUGGACCGCCAUAGGCUUCUACUCAACCUUCUUCAACGCCGCCGUCAUCUACCUCAUGCACAUCAUCCGCCGCCUAGGCCACACCUACGGCUUUCUAGAUGGCGACAAGCCCCGUGACGGCAUCCCAGACGUAGGCGUGGCCAAGGUCGUCUCCUCCCUGUACAAAACCACCAUCUCGCGCAUCAUCAUGGCCGCCUACUUCUCCUACAACGCGCACCAGCUCCCCUCCCAGCUUGACUGGAAAUGGCUCCCACUCGAAAUCGGCGUCUACGGCGUCGUCCUCGACUUCUGGUUCUACUGGUAUCACCGCCUCAUGCACGACUUCAACCCGCUCUGGAAGUUCCACCGCACGCACCACCUCACCAAGCACCCCAACCCAACCCUCUCCGCCUACGCAGACCACGAGCAGGAAUUCUUCGACAUGGUCGGCGUCCCCAUGAUGACCUACUUCACGCUGCACUACGCCUUCGGCCUGCCCAUGAGCUUUUACGAAUGGUGGAUCUGCCACCAGUACGUUGCCUUUGCGGAGGUCUGGGGCCAUAGUGGAAUUAGAUUGCAUUUGACCGUGCCGACGCCGUUUAGCUGGGUGUUGCAGAUGCUGGACUGUGAGAUUGUGAUUGAGGAUCAUGAUUUGCAUCAUAGGAAGGGGUGGAGGAAGAGUUAUAAUUAUGGGAAGCAGAGUCGGGUUUGGGAUCGGAUUUUUGGGACUACUUGUCCGCGGAUUGAGAGUGUGGAGGAUAACGUGGAUUAUAUGAAUACGGUGAGUAUGCCGUUGUUUUAG